Molecule: messenger RNA, 1257 nt
Organism: Lactuca sativa (garden lettuce)
Lineage: Eukaryota; Viridiplantae; Streptophyta; Magnoliopsida; Asterales; Asteraceae
Molecular function (GO): zinc ion binding
Source: RefSeq, a predicted model, not a curated record
AUGGACAUUUCACAUAUGAAAACUUUUAGGGAAAAGAAGGAAGCUUUAAAGCAUGUUCAAGGAGAUUAUGCUAGCCAAUACAGGUUGUUGAGGGAUUACGUUUUAGAGGUACAUGCACGUAAUCCAGAUACUACAGUUAAAAUUGAUGUUGAAAGUGAAGAGAAUCCAACUGCUGAGACAAGAACAUUUAGACGUAUCUAUGUUUGCAUUGGAGCUUUGAAGCAAGGUUUUUCAGCGGGAAGAAGGGACUUUCUUGGACUUGAUGGAGCCUUCAUGAAAGGUCCAUAUCCAGGCCAAAUCUUGUCUGCUGUGGCAUUGGAUGGUAAUAAUGGGAUAUAUCCUUUAGCCUACGUUGUGGUUGAAUCAGAAACAUUGAAUUCUUGGACUUGGUUUUUAAGUAAUUUGGGUGAUGACUUAGGAUUGGGAACCAAUUCCAAUUUGACGUUUAUGAGUGACAGGCAAAAGUUUCAUCAAGCAAUGGAAAAACUAAAGAAGCUUAACAAUGAUGCUUACGAGUGGCUGAAACAAAUACCUCCUCAAAGUUGGGCUUGCUCUCACUUUAAUGGGAGAGCACAUUAUGAUGCCCUGUCUAAUAAUCUGUGUGAAGCAUUUAACAGCAAGCUAGAAGAAGGUCAUGAUGCACCAAUCAUUAACUGCAUUGAGUUCAAUAGAGAGUACAUUAUGAAGAAGAUAGUCAAAGUUGACAAGGAAAUUCAGAAAGUUGUAGGUCCUUUGACUCCUACAGCUACAACAAUAUUGGAUAAGAUAAAGAGUAAGGUAGAACAGUAUAUUGCAACAUUUUAUGGUGAUGGAAAAUAUCAAGUUGUUGGACCUUGGCAAGAUCAGUGUAUUGUGGAUGUAGGUGUACAAAGUUGCACAUGCAAAAGGUGGGAAUUAACAGGAAUACCGUGUAAACAUGGUGUGGCUGCUAUUUGGGACAUGGGGAGGAAUAAUAAGGAUGUGGUUAGUCCAAUCAAUGGAAGGUCCAUGUGGGAGAAGUCCGGUAUACCAACAACUUUGUUGCCUCCAAAACAUUGUGUUCCCAUAGGAAGACCAAAGAAGAAGAGAACGAUAUCAACUGUGGAAAAGGAGGACUUUGUUAGAGGAGACACAACAUCGAGAGUCCAUAGAUCAGUAACAUGUAAGAAGUGUAACAAUGUUGGUCACAAUGCAAGAACCUACAAAGGGCAAAGACCAAUUGUUGGUGGGGGUGGUGAACAGUCAAAAGUCAAAGGAAAAGGGAAGGAAACAACUUGA